This is a messenger RNA of Cynara cardunculus var. scolymus (artichoke), 3012 nucleotides long. RefSeq names its product golgin candidate 6-like. The transcript has 20 exons. The record is from RefSeq and is a predicted model, not a curated record. NCBI's taxonomy places the organism in Eukaryota, Viridiplantae, Streptophyta, Magnoliopsida, Asterales, Asteraceae. Bases 79 to 2808 code for a protein of 909 amino acids. Gene Ontology annotation, cellular component: endoplasmic reticulum; Golgi stack; ER to Golgi transport vesicle membrane. Gene Ontology annotation, biological process: transcytosis; vesicle fusion with Golgi apparatus; endoplasmic reticulum to Golgi vesicle-mediated transport.
UUUCAAGUCUCUCAGGGUCAGAUUCUUAAGUUGUUCCUUACUUUUUUUAUAAUCAAGUUCUUAAGUGCUACAAUUUGGAUGAAGAAGAUGGAUUUGGUAUCUGGUUACAAGGGAGUCGUUGGACUUGUAUUUGGAAAUGAAAAUUCAAGUUCCAAUGACGAUAGCUAUGUUGAGCGCUUGCUCGAUUGUAUAAGUAAUGGUAAGCUGGCCGAGGAUAGAAGAAAUGCCAUGGCUGAACUUCAGUCUGUCGUUGCAGAAAGUCAUACAGCCCAGCUGGCUUUGGGGGCAAUGGGAUUUCCUGUACUUUUUGGAGUCCUCAAGGAACAUGAUGAUGUUGAAAUGGUACGUGGGGCUGUUGAAACUCUUGUGAGUGCCUUAACGCCAGUUACACAUGCAAAAUCACACAAAAAUGAGGUUCAACCAGCUUCGAUGAAUUCAGAUCUUUUAUCAAGAGACGAGCAAAACAUAUCUCUUCUUCUAAGCCUGUUGUCGGAGGAUGACUUCUACGUACGAUAUUAUACGCUUCAAGUUUUAACCGCACUGUUAGCAAACUCCCCCAUUAGGUUACAGGAAGCCAUUCUCACAAUCCCUCGUGGUAUAACCCGGCUUGUGGAUAUGCUUAUGGAUCGGGAGGUCAUACGGAAUGAGGCGUUGUUACUUCUCACCUACUUGACCCGUGAAGCUGAGGAAAUCCAAAAAAUUUUGGUCUUUGAAGGUGCUUUUGAGAAGAUUUUCAGUAUCAUUAAGGAGGAGGGCGGUUCAGAAGGUGGUGUUGUUGUGCAGGAUUGUCUUGAAUUGUUGAAUAAUCUCCUCCGCAACAAUGCAUCCAAUCAGGUGUUGCUGAGGGAGACUAUAGGCUUUGACUCAUUGAUAUCGAUUUUGAAACUCCGUGGAAGCACAUACAGCUUUACUCAACAGAAGACAAUAAAUCUACUGUGUGUUUUAGAAACAAUCAGGUUACUGCUGAAUGGAGGUUCAGAAGCUGAUCCAGCAAAAGAUGUUGAGAGAUUGACCAACAAAACAGUUCUGGUUCAGAGAAAAGUUUUGGACCAUCUACUUAUGCUAGGAGUUGAAAGCCAAUGGGCUCCUGUCGCUGUCCGUUGUGGGGCUUUUCGAUGCAUAGGUGAUCUAAUAGUUGGACACCGUCAGAAUCUUGACAAUCUUGCAAGCAAAUUUCUUGGUGAUGAGCCACAGGUUGAGCCAGCUCUGAAUUCAAUCCUGCGAAUUAUCUUACGGACUUCUAGCAUUCAAGAAUUCAUUGCUGCUGACUAUGUUUUCAAGAGCUUUUGUGAGGAAAACACUGAUGGUCAAAAAAUUCUAGCAUCCACCCUGAUUCCUCAGCCGUUCUCGAUGACCCAUGCUCCACUUGAGGAGGAUGUGAACAUGUCAUUUGGAAGCAUGUUAUUGCAUGGUCUUGUCUUGAGUGAACAUGACGGUGACCUUGAGACUAGUUGCAGAGCUGCUAGUGUUCUUUCUUAUGUACUGAAGGAUAAUAUUCAGUCCAAGGAAAAGGCCUUACAAAUUGAACUCGAGUCACCGAUGCCCUCAUUUGGAUCCCCUGAACCCCUAUUGCACCAUUUGGUAAAAUGCUUGGCUCUUGCAUCUUCCAAAAAGGGAAAAGACGGAAAGCCAAAUACUCCAAAUUCAUAUGUCCAACCAAUAAUAUUGAAACUGCUUGUCACGUGGCUCUCUGAUUGCCCAAGUGCAGUGCAUUCAUUCCUGGCUUCACGUCCUCAUUUAACAUAUCUAGUUGAAUUAGUAUCAAACGGUGAUGCAACAGUUUGUGUGAGAGGUUUGGCAGCUAUGCUUUUAGGGGAAUGUGUUAUUUUUAAUAAAGCAAUUGAAUCAGGAAAAGAUGCUUUUAGCGUAGUUGAUGCCAUAAGCCAGAAAGUUGGACUUGCAUCAUUCUUUCUGAGGCUAGAUGAGAUGCAGAAAAGCUUCAUAUUUUCGUCCCCAAAGCCGGCUCAAUGCCAUAAACCGUUGACAAGAUCAAAUACUGAUAUUAGGGCGGAGAUGGAAGAUAUUGAGGAAGAGGAUGCAUAUGAACAUAAGAAUGAGGACCACCCUAUGCUUGCUUCAAUGUUUGAUUCUCAGUUUGUCAACUUCAUUAAGAAUUUGAAGAUUGGUAUUAGAGACGGCAUUGUUAAAAUAUACAGUCACCCAAAGAGCAACGUGUCUGUUAUGCCGGCUGAAUUGGAACAGAGAAAGGAUGAAGCCGAUGUGGACUAUAUCAAGCGGCUCAAAUCCUUUCUGGAAAAACAAUGCUCCGAGAUUCAGGACCUUGUUAAUAGAAAUGCAACAUUAGCGGAGGAUGUAGCCAACACGGGUGGAGGUGGUUCAUCCCAAACUGAACCUAGACCUAACGGUGGCUCAGAGAGGGUCCAAAUAGAGACACUACGAAGAGAUCUUCAAGAAACAUCCCAACGAAUCGAGAUGCUGAGAAGAGAGAAAUCCAAUAUCGAAAGCGAAGCUUCCUCUUACAAAACGUUAUGUGCAAAAACAGAAAGCGAUCUGAAGAGCUUGUCGGAUGCUUACAACAGUGUAGAAGAGGCGAACCACCGUUGGGAAAACGAAGUGAAAGCAUUGAAGAACGGAGACAUCGAGGCGAUAAAAGCAGAAGCAAAGGAAGAAGCUGAGAAGGAGAGCGAAGCAGAACUGGGUGAUUUGCUUGUUUGCCUUGGCCAAGAACAGAGCAAAGUGGAGAAACUGAGUGGACGAUUAAUGGAGUUAGGAGAGGACGUAGAUGGUUUGCUUCAAGGUAUUGGUGAUGAUGGUGGUGCACCUGAAGAAGAUGAGGAUGAUAUCUGAGUUGGCAUUUUGUAAGUUCAAAUUUAUGGUUAGUUUUUGUACAGUUUUUAUUUAUGGUGUUAGUAGCUUGUUGAAUUCAAAUUUAAUGAUGUUAUUUGACCAUCAAACUUUACGAAGUAUGUGGAUGUGUAUACAAAUUUGGUGAACACGUACCAAAUGGCAUUUGGCUUAACGGUAUGUAAGUCAUCUGCUUUUUAGGAGGUC